AUGCCUGUGGCUCACCGGCCCGCACCCUCCUUAAGUGGACUACCUCGCAAAGCAACGGGACAAGCAGAAGCCGCUGCUGCCGUACUAAACCGGGGCCACGAUUUCAGCGUGCAUCUGGGGACCGAAGCUCGAGGACAGCAGCGUCUCCAGCUACGGAUGGGCCAGAGGCCAGCUGAGACAGGACCUGCAGAGCGAGCAACCGCUCGAGACAUGCCCGCAGGACACGGCCGUGAACAGUGUCAUAGCCAGGCCCAGCGCGUCGAGAUCGACAUCACGGGAAAGAUCAGGGUCAAGGAUGGGAAGCACUCGCAGCUCGCAAAGGUUCGGCUGCCGAUGCCGUCUGGUAUGGCCCUGACGGCCAAGUUCUAUGGUCCUCUGUACCUGGACAUUGAGAACGCACAGCCCGACGUAUUCAGGAUUACGUACGUUUCGUGUGACCGCAAGGCAUUCAUAUAUCAUCAAAUCAAGCCGAAAUGGGAAACAGUCGUCCCUCGCUUGCACGGGUCCUUCAGGGCUGAGGUGCCCGUCCCAGGGCGAGCUGGGAGCUCACGUUACGUCCAUGCUAUUCUUUAUGAAAAUACGUGCCUGUAA
This is a messenger RNA of Diaporthe amygdali, 591 nucleotides long. RefSeq lists its product as uncharacterized. The record is from RefSeq and is a predicted model, not a curated record. NCBI's taxonomy places the organism in Eukaryota, Fungi, Ascomycota, Sordariomycetes, Diaporthales, Diaporthaceae. The transcript has 2 exons. The coding region runs from base 1 to 591 and encodes 196 amino acids.